AUGCUUAAAUUCAGUCACUGUGUGCUAGUCACACGUGUGGGUGGCUUCUACGAGCUGUAUUUUGAGCAUGCGGAUGAGUUUGCUCCAUUGUUGAACAUCAAGAAGUCCAAACGGAAAGUCUCGAAAGGUAGCAAGAAGCCUGCCAUCUCCAUGCGUGAGGCUGGUUUUCCAACAUAUCAGCUGGACAGGUACCUGAAGAUCCUAGUCCAAGAUCUAAACAAGCAUGUCGCUAUCAGUGACGAAUACCUCAAUGACGCACCGACAAGGGCAAAAGGAGAACCACAAUACACGCGGAGAGUGUCGCGCAUCGUAACGCCAGGCACCCUGAUCGACGAGCAUUUCAUGGAUCCGUGGGAGAACAACUAUCUUCUCAGUAUCCACGUGAACCCCGAAGUACUCGCUGAAGAGAACGCCGUGAAGCAGAGUCCUGGCAGCUCAAGUGUUUCUUCUGUGCUCAAUUUACCGCGUACGGAGGUCGGCCUGGCCUGGAUUGACUUGUCCAGCGGCGACUUCCUCACCCAGAGUACAGAUAUCGCGUCGUUGCCGUCAGCAGUAGCCCGUAUCAAACCCCGAGAGAUAGUACUAGACAGUGUCUUCCAAGAACAGAACCAUUCGCGCAUCGUCUCUAUCAUGCAAGAAGACGGACACAUCAUCACAUUUCAGGAGCCAUCAGAAACACCACUUACCGUCAAGGAAUGGAUGCUCAUGCUGGAAGAUGUUGUGGAUGACUUUGACACGGCCAACUUCACUCCCGGUGAAAUUGCCGCCGGAGGCUCACUACUGCAUUAUGUGAAGCACCAACUGCUUGGUUCACGCACUCGACUUCGCGCGCCAGUACGACAUCAAGCGGAAGAGCACAUGAACAUCGACAAGAAUAGUCUGAGAGCGCUGGAGAUCAGGAGUACUAUCAGGGAGGGCACCUACGAAGGCAGCCUACUACAUGCGCUGAAGAAGACGGUCACCAAGAGUGGUACAAGACUACUCACGCACCGCCUGUCUGCACCAUCGAUGUCACUGUCAACCAUCAACGAUAGACUGGAUCUCGUGGAAGAAAUGAUACAGUAUCCGCAACUCCGCCAAAAUGUCAUUUCGCUUUUGGAACAAACGUUCGACUCUUUGCGGUUGGUGACCAAGUUCACUUACGGUCGUGGUGACGCUGAUGACCUCAUGGAGCUGUCGAAAACUAUCCUUACCACCUCCAGUAUCUUGGACGUCCUUCAAGAGCACGCCAUCUCCAGAAAUCCCAUUCCAACUGAUUCUACAUCGGCGACAUUGGAGAAUCGCAGAAGACAAUGUAUCACCAUGCUAGAGCAUCGGUUUGAUUUAGUGCAGCCGCUCGAACUUGCGCACCGUAUACAACACGCCAUUGACGAAGAAGGCCUAUCUGAGUACCACCGUAUAGAGCAUGAAGAAGCUGAAGACAUGUCGGAAUUGGCCCAGGAUGUAGUCGGUCGAGAGGCUGGAGAAGAGGACCUGAAGAACUUACCCAAGCGCAUCCAGCCGAAGCCUCAUGUGAUUGUUGGAACCUUCAAAAGCGCGACUGACGGAAGAGAGGACGUUCAUAUCAUGAAGCGUAAUGCCAGUCCGAUGCUUGAGCGUCUGCAUAAGAGUUUGGAUACCAUGGCAAAGGCAAAGAUCAAGCUGGAACAAGAAAUGCGUCAAAAGAUGGCGACCGACAGCCUAGUUCUAAAGUGGACACCAAACCUCGCCCAUAUCGCCCACGUCAAGGGCAAGGACGCAUCACGCACGACCGCCUUCUACUCUCGUAGCCUAAGUAGCAGCAAAUCUACUCGCUCCUUCCAAAUCCCCGAGUGGACCCAACUAGGCGCCCAAAUGGACGAGACCCGUUUUCGAAUUCGAACUGAAGAACAACGCGUUCUGGCCUCCCUCCGCGAAUCCGUCGUUCAGAACCUAGUCAAGCUCCGCCGCAACGCCGCCGUCCUCGACGAUCUCGACGUAGCGUGCGCCUUUGCUAUCCUCGCCAUCGAGAAAAGCUUCGUCAGACCCAUACUAAGCGCGGAACCAACGCACAACAUAGUUGGUGGCCGCCACCCCGUCAUAGAAGCCGGUUUGAACGGACAGGGCCGAAGCUUUGCUCCCAACGACUGCCACCUCGGCUCCGCUGAACGCAUCUGGCUCAUCACAGGGCCCAACAUGGCUGGCAAGUCCACAUACCUCCGGCAAAAUGCGCUCAUCUCCAUCUUGGCACAAACGGGAUCCUUUGUGCCCGCUGAAUACGCGGAGAUAGGUUUAGUAGAUAAGAUAUUCAGUCGUGUGGGCUCCGCAGACAAUCUUUACCAAGAUCAAUCUACGUUCAUGGUCGAGAUGUUGGAGACGGCACAGAUACUCAAAGAAGCUACGCAGAGGAGUUUUGUUAUCAUGGAUGAGGUUGGGAGAGGAACGACACCGGAGGAUGGUAUUGCUCUACUGGUCCCUGGCAAAGUCGAAGAUGGUGGCGAGUUCCCACUUCAAGAAGCACUCGACGCGCUGAAGAAGUGCGCAGGAUGCGAGUUCAAUAAUGGUAUUGGACUAAUAUCAUACCUAUCAAGAACACCCUACUACGUCGAAGAAGCCGCCUGUCAGACCCUUGAAAUCAAGGCUCUCAUCUCCUACGGCGGCAGGAAGUUCACCACUCUCAGCUCGACAGCGCUUCCGCCCCAACUAGUACACAUAGCGGGGCUACCAGAUCCUCAUCGACCGCCAUCCUUUGAAAACAUCAUCAAGACCUAUCGUUACGAGGAUGCAGAGAAGGAGUCUGGAUGGGUACUUCCAAGCGACGAAAACUAUCACAAGCGAAGCGCCGGCAUCGCGCAUACGAGGAGUCUGACUUUCCUGAAACCGUUGCUGGGUGGACCGUUCUUCGAUCUGGAGGCAGUAUGGGAAGAGCACACGAAGUUUGAGUUUGGAGAGAGGGAUGUGGCGAAGACGAUGGCUACGAUGGUGGAUCAGCCGUAUGUCAACCACAUCCCGACUAUGACCGGAGGAGUGGGCCAGGAGCGACUCACAGCGUUCUACACCCACCACUUCGUCUUCAGCAACCCACCCGACACUACCCUCUCCCUCGUCUCACGAACCGUAGGCAUCGACCGCGUAAUCGACGAAUUCAUCUUCACUCUAACCCACACCAAAGAAGUGCCUUGGCUUCUCCCCGGUAUACCUCCCACAGGCAAGCCCCUCGCCAUCCCCUUCACCAGUGUCGUUGCUAUGCGCGGUGAUCGACUGUGUCACGAGCAUAUCAGCUGGGACCAUGCGACGGCGCUAAAGCAAUUGGGGUUGUUGCCGGAGUAUGUACCUUUUCCGUAUGAGAUUGAAGGAGAGACCAAGCCGGAGGGGAAGAGGUUUGAGGUCAAGUUGCCGGUUGUGGGGAUGGAAGGGAGCAGGAAGCUGGUGGAUGAGAGUUGUGAGGAGAGUAAUGCGUUGAUGAAUGGGAAACUUCGAGUGGUCGACGAUUUGUGA
Molecule: messenger RNA, 3456 nt
Organism: Alternaria atra
Lineage: Eukaryota; Fungi; Ascomycota; Dothideomycetes; Pleosporales; Pleosporaceae
Exons: 8
Coding region: 1-3456 (1151 amino acids)
Biological process (GO): mismatch repair
Cellular component (GO): nucleus
Molecular function (GO): ATP-dependent DNA damage sensor activity; mismatched DNA binding; ATP binding
Source: RefSeq, a predicted model, not a curated record